Molecule: messenger RNA, 167 nt
Organism: Paramecium pentaurelia
Lineage: Eukaryota; Ciliophora; Oligohymenophorea; Peniculida; Parameciidae
Source: the annotation of a GenBank genome assembly
AUGCUAUUUGAAGAAAUUGUAAAGAAAGAGUUUCAUGAUUAAGAUAAUCAUAUCAAGUUUAAUUCAGUAUUAUCAUUUUUAUUACAUUUUAGUUAAAACCCCAUUAAAUAUAACCAAUUGGUAAAUCAUAAAACAAAAUACUUAUUGAGCCAGAGGAAAAAAAUUGA